CUAUAUAUAUGUUCACAUUGUUUUAGUUUGAGAUUGGUAUGAUGUUGAUAUCAUAUCUCCCACUUUACUCACCACUCUACUUUUAAUCCCGCUAUUCGUAUAUACCAUAUUAUACAAAUUUGAUUUGUAAGAUGGAGCUCUCGCAUUCACUUGAUGCGUUUCUAGAAAACUAUGAGCAUAAAGGUAUAGUAAGCGGUGGUGGUGGAUCAUCUUUGGUACUGGAUAGUGAGAGGGGAGAGAUUGUACGGGCUGUUUCAUCUAAUCUUAAUAAGCCUGUUGUGCAAAAAGGUUGUCUUAAUCCUGAGAAAGCUAUGGUUGCUUUGAGGAAUCAUAGCCAGGCUGAGAGGCGGCGCCGUGAGAGAAUUAAUGGACAUCUUGCUACUUUGCGCAAUAUCAUUCCUGGCACAGCUAAGAUGGAUAAAGCCUCAUUACUUGCUGAAGUUAUCGACCACUUGAAACAACUGAGGAGAAAUGCUGCAGAUGUUACUAAAGGUAUUCUUGUACCAAUGGACAUUGAUGAAGUAAGAGUUGAGCAACAAUAUGACAGUUCGGGUGGAGAUUCUUGUUCAAUCAGGGCGUCUAUAUGUUGCGAGUACAAGCAUGAGGUUCUUUCUGAUUUGAGGCAAGCUUUAGAGGAAUUCCAGCUGAAGACUGUGAAGGCCGAGAUUGCAACCCUAGGAAGUAGGAUGACGAAUCUUUUUGAAAUAAGUUGUUGCAAACAAGAGAACAUUCAAGAUACAGAAGGAUGCCAGCUUUUUGCAAAUUCUGUUCGUCAAGCCCUGAGGUCGGUUCUUGAUAAAUUUCAUGCUUCAGAGGAAUUCACCACAAACUCUGCGCUUUCAAACAAGAGGCGAAGAGUUUCUCUUUUUAAUUCUUCAAAUGAAUCUUCUUUAGGGAGUUUCUGGUAAAUAAAAUCUGAUUCUCUCCUAGUAUAUAUGUUUUCCAUAUACUAUUUGCAUAUGUACAUAGGUCAAGCUUCUAGACAUUCUGAUGAUAGUAAAAUAGAUACUAUGAAUUUCUGUUUUUUCAUUGGAAAAAAUUUGUCGUAAUGUCUAUGUAUAACAAGGUGAUGUUACCUGUUACAAUUUUAACUGAGAAUGUAAAGUACAUAUGCUUAAGGCUUCUA
Molecule: messenger RNA, 1126 nt
Organism: Daucus carota subsp. sativus
Lineage: Eukaryota; Viridiplantae; Streptophyta; Magnoliopsida; Apiales; Apiaceae
Product: transcription factor bHLH30
Exons: 2
Coding region: 132-908 (258 amino acids)
Biological process (GO): regulation of DNA-templated transcription
Molecular function (GO): protein dimerization activity; DNA-binding transcription factor activity
Source: RefSeq, a predicted model, not a curated record